Messenger RNA from Strongylocentrotus purpuratus (purple sea urchin), 5959 nucleotides. RefSeq names its product fibropellin-1-like. Gene Ontology annotation, cellular component: cell surface; plasma membrane; signaling receptor complex. Bases 288 to 5639 code for a protein of 1783 amino acids. The record is from RefSeq and is a predicted model, not a curated record. Gene Ontology annotation, biological process: heterophilic cell-cell adhesion; Notch signaling pathway; axon guidance. Lineage: Eukaryota; Metazoa; Echinodermata; Echinoidea; Camarodonta; Strongylocentrotidae. The transcript is spliced from 37 exons. Gene Ontology annotation, molecular function: calcium ion binding.
UUGGGCAGUGAGCGAGUCAACUCUAGACUUAACUUGAACCACUCCUGGUGGUCCUGGACUCUUUCAAACCAUUUUUGGAUUUAUUUUUGGAAUACUCAAGGAACAUUUAUAUAGCGAUUGUGAUAGAUUUAUUCAACUGGUCUUGGGUAUAUCUUAAGGCCUUAUACAGGCGUAGCUCCUCAAAGACUUUUGGAAACAGUCAUUACGAACAUAUACUAGUGUCUACGAGGAAGUAAUAUUCAGUGUACUGGUGUACCCAUAUUGAAGGGUAGAGAAAGACGGCAAAGAUGGCGGGAAACGUGAUGACACUUCUGUCAUUUAUGAUCGGGGCCUUUUCCUUUCUCGUGUUUUGUCAGGUUCAAAACAGCAACGCGUACCCAACGGGAGCUGUUAUAUCUGCCUGCGGUGAUAUGACACCGAAUCAUGGAUUCAGUGCUCAGACGUCGGUCAGUCCCUACAGCAUCACCGUGAGUUCUGCAUUCUACCAACCAGGACAGCAGAUGACUGUCACGAUUUCGACGAACACCGGCUCCCUAGCUUUGAAGGGUAUUCUGUUGCAAGCUCGUCGCACUGGCACCGAUCAAAUCAUCGGUACAUGGUCAUUAUUGGGCACCACGGGUUUUCAAACGCUGGCGUGUAGCGGUGCUAAUUCGGCUGUUACGCAUACUAGUAAUGCUGACAAACCGGCUGCUUUUCAAUUUAGAUGGACACCUCCUGAUGUCAACGGAGAUGAUAUCUAUAUGACGGCAACAUUUGUCCAGACAAUGCCAGUCUUUUGGGUUGCAGAGAGGACAAGCAAUAUUCAAUUGGAGACAUGCAACGCGAACGGUGCCAAGCUAUGUGGUGCUAAUGGCAACUGUGAGAGUCUUAUAGGAGGUGGUAUCAAUUGCGUCUGCGAGGAAGGAUACACCGGAAUCCUAUGCACAAUGGGUCCUUGCGAUUCGGAUCCGUGCGUCAAUGGAGGAACCUGUACUUACUCUGCUGGUGAUACAACCUUCACAUGCUCCUGUCCUCCCCCUUUGGGAGGACCCACAUGUCAGACAGUCCAAGACCUUUGCAAUGGGAAUCUAUGUGAGAACGAAGCAGGAUGCACCUCAGCACCCGGAGCAAAUCCUCCAUACACGUGUCAAUGUCAGGCAGGAUUCUCAGGAUUUUUCUGCGGAACAGAUAAUUGCAUAACCAAUAAUGAUUGGAUUUGUAACAACGGAACCUGUGAAACGAUUCAGGGCGGUGGCAUCCGGUGUAACUGUUUUGAAGGAUUUACCGGGACUGUAUGCGACCAAAAGAGUACAACUACAACUCCGUGUAACCCCGAUCCUUGCAAGAACGAAGGAGUGUGUGCCAUAAGAGGUGAUACUUGGUAUACCUGCACCUGUCCCGCCACUUAUGUGGGAACAAACUGCGAUAUUCCUGCUCCAUGUAAUCCUAGCCUUUGUGAGAACGGGGGUACUUGCACGGUGACUGAUGUCGAGUCUUAUUCCUGCGCCUGUCCACCACUUUAUACUGGAAUCAACUGCCAGACCUCGGUGACGUCAUCAGGCGACACUUUCCCUCCAGUCGUAUCGAACUGUCCCUCGGACAUCGUUCGAACGGUACCGGCAGGAACGGUAGCCCUCAUGGUUUCCUGGGUGGAACCUACGGCUAAUGACAAUGUCGGUGUCCAGACAUUUGAAUCUAGCGUACCAUCGGGGACUAAUUUCCCUGCUGAUACUACGACCAAUGUGCAGUACACCGCGACGGAUUUUUCCGGAAACAGCGAUACUUCUUGCUCGUUUACUGUGAGGGUAACCACCGAAGCUGAUAUCACUCCGCCAACGGUUGAGGGAUGCCCUACAGACAUCGUGCACACAGUAACCCCUGGUACAAGCUCCCGACCGGUCACGUGGAACGAGCCCACUGCUACAGAUGAUGGAUCAGGGCUUGAAAGCUUUACAUCAUCAGCCACCUCGGGAACAAACUUUCCGGCUGAUACCACUACAACGGUGGUUUAUCGUGCCGUUGAUAAUGCAGGCAACGAGGAUAGGUCGUGUGAAUUCACAGUGAGGAUUAUCACCAGUUCUAAUGGAGCCGAUACCGUUCCUCCCAUUAUCACGAACUGCCCUGCUGACAUCGUCAUAACGGCCCUCCCUGGACAACAGGGCGUGGAAGCGUCAUGGAUAGCACCUAGUGCUAGUGAUUCUUCAGGAGUCCUGAGCCUGACACCAAAUAUCCCAUCUGGCACGACGUUUUCCGUAGGAUUCACAGCAACAAUUGUUUAUACGGCAACAGAUAACCUUGGAAACACUGAUGACACGACGUGCAGAUUUACCAUCACUAUAUUAUCUUCAUCAGGUCCUUCUGUUGAUACAACGCCACCAACUGUCAACAACUGCCCGUUAGACUUUACUAUCAAUGCAAACGCAGAAGAACAAGUCGCGCCUGUCACUUGGUCAUCACCUACGGCAUUUGAUGCCUCUGGUGUCGCGAGUAUUACAUCAAUCCCAGUAUCAGGGUCCCUGUUACCUGUGGGUGAAGCGACAAUCGUCACCUUUUCUGUCGCAGAUAACGUCGGAAAUAUCGACAUAUCGUGCCGUUUCGUUGCGACAGUGGCAGCAUCUUCAUCAGCCGACACAACCCUCCCGACGAUUACAGGAUGUCCAGGUGACAUCACAGACACUGCCUUACCAGGAGAUAAUACACUCUCUGUUACGUGGGAUGAGCCUCAAGCAAGUGAUGCUUCCGGGAUACAGAGCUUUACUCCUAAUAUUCAAUCGGGAUUCAACUUUCCUACUGGCCGAACGAUAAAUGUGGUUUACACAGCAGUGGACAACGCCGGUAACAUACAGAGAUGUGGCUUUACGGUCACUGUCAACGCCGCUUCCGAUCCCUGCACUUCCUCACCAUGUCAGAAUGAUGGUACAUGUUUGCCAUCAGGAACUGGGUUUGUUUGCAUGUGUCCUAUCUCCCAUACCGGUCGAUUGUGUGACGUCCCAAUCGACUUUUGCCUCCAGGCAAAUGCUUGUAUAAACGGCGGAACUUGUGUCUCAGAAUCGGAAGGUUUCAGGUGCAUCUGUCCUUCGACACACGCUGGAGUCAACUGUCAAAAUGUGAACCCAUGUAGCUCAACCCCGUGUCAAUCCGGCGGGCAGUGCAAUGCAGCAGAUGACUUCUCUUCCUUCACUUGCCAGUGUGUGUUACCUUACACUGGAACAACGUGCAACCAAAGUCCGUGUGACUCAAACCCCUGCCUCAAUGGAGGUGCCUGUGGAAUCACCGCUACAGGAUACAUGUGCAAUUGCCCUCCAACGCACACUGGGGAACGAUGUGGAGAUAUUGCUCCAUGUGGUCUAAGCCCAUGUAAAAAUAACGGUAUUUGUACCAACGAUGGUUCUACAUUCAGCUGUUCGUGUCCGGAUCCUUUCACGGGUUUAACCUGUGUAGAAACAAAACAAGAUUGUAGAACCGCUACCGCUUGCCAAAACGAUGGAAAUUGUCUCAUAAACCAAGGAACCGGUGUCUACCAGUGCGUGUGUCCUGUUAAUGCUAUGGGCGAGUUCUGUGAAAUACUAACACCAGACUGUACGAAUAGUUUGCCUUGCCAGAAUGGUGGAACUUGUGCCCUGGUGCUAACCUCGUACCAAUGCCAGUGUACUCCUCUUUUUGAGGGGGACCAGUGUGGUUUAGAUAUUACUGACUGUCGGUCACCAGAUAACUCGUGUGUUAAUGGUGGUACAUGUAUGUUGCAAUCGGGCAUCUAUGCAUGCGUUUGUCCGGAAUUCUUCCAGCUACCUCGAUGUAUUGUAGAGUUAACAGGAUGUUUGCGCGAUCCUUGCCAGAACGGAGGAACAUGUGCGUUCAACCAAAACGGGGAUCUUGUGUGUGAAUGCCCUGGGGGGUACGCAGGCCCACAAUGCGAAAGUGCAAUUACAUGUGAAAGUUCGCCGUGUCAAAAUGGUGGAACAUGUUUUGAGAGUGGGUUCGGCGCAGGUUAUAUUUGUCAGUGUCCUACCAAUUUUACAGGAUUAGUCUGUGAGACUGAAAAAUGCACGCCAUCAACUUGUCAAAACGGUGGAACAUGUAUUGAUGACACCACUGGGUUCAAUUGUCAAUGCCCUGCGGGAUAUAGUGGAGACAGAUGCGAUACUCCAGACUCUGCAAGUCCCUGUGACAGUUCCCCCUGUGGUGGAAAUGGAGCGACUUGUCUGGAGGAUGGGAAUAGUCAAUCGUAUAUUUGUAUUUGUCCUCCUGGUAGAUCUCCGCCAAACUGUGAUGGGCAGGUCCAAACUUGCAGUUCGUCACCAUGUCAGAAUGGUGGAACUUGUUCAGGUGAUGCCAAUGGCUACACGUGCCAAUGCCCUGUAGGAUAUAAUGGAGUGAACUGCCAAAACCCAGUCCAAACUUGCAGUUCGUCACCAUGUCAGAAUGGUGGAACUUGUUCAGGUGAUGCCAAUGGCUACACGUGCCAAUGCCCUGUAGGAUAUAAUGGAGUGAACUGCCAAAACCCAGCUUGCGAUUCGUCCCCAUGUCAGAAUGAUGGAACCUGUUCAGGUGAUGCCAAUGGAUACACAUGUCAAUGCCCUGUAGGAUUUGAUGGAGUGAACUGCGAAAACACAGUAUUACCAUGCGAAUCUAGUCCUUGUCUUAAUGGAGCGACUUGCCAUAACUUAGCAGACGUGUUGAAGGACCUCCCAUACUCGUGUAUGUGUGCUCCUGGAUUCAAUGGUCCUAGUUGUGAGAAUGUUCUAAAUUGCAGUUCUUCACCCUGCCAAAAUGGUGGUAUGUGUAUGGAGGAAGCCAAUGGUUAUACAUGCCAGUGCCCAUCCAUGUAUACAGGAACAAACUGUGAAGUAGUGUUACCAUGCGAGUCGAGUAGUCCUUGUCUGAAUGGAGCGACCUGCCAAAACAUCGAAGAUGUAAUGAACAAUCUCCCAUACACUUGUAUGUGUGCUCCCGGAUUCGAUGGUCCUAUUUGUGACAAUGAGUCAGUGACUUGUGAUGAUGAUCCUUGUGAGCCUGGUGGCACAUGUAUCCCGUUGGAUGUUUUAAAUCAGCUUGGCCUCUUCUACACAUGUUUUUGUCCUGAUAAGAGCAGUGGUCCCAACUGCACAGUACUUACUACGCCCGCAUCAACUACUACUGUAACAACAACAACACCAACCCCAACAACCACUUCUCCAACAACGCCGUCAACAGAACUCAACAGAACAACGCCAACGACAGAGCCCACAACACCAACAACAAUGCUGACAACAUCUGCAACCCCGGAGUUAUCAACCCCCAAUGACACAACAUGCCUGAAUGGUAUGAAUUGUGUCAAUGGAAUGUGCCUGAAUGCCAAGUGUGACUGUGACGAUGGUUACGAAGGAGAUUACUGUGAAUCAGAAAUUGACCUGUGCGGCCUAGAUAACCCAUGUAUGAAUAAUGGCGAUUGCAUCACAACUUUGGGCAGUUACGCUUGUAACUGUCAGAAUGGCUUCACCGGACUCAGAUGCACUAUUGGAACAGACCCCAACGACACAUUUACUGAUGAUCUUCUACUUCCGGUCUGGUGGAUCGUCAUCAUCGCCGUCAUCGCUCUCCUCAUUGUUAUCCUGCUCUUCAUCGUGGCUUGUACAUGCAACCUCAGCAGCCCAAAAGGGGAUAAAGAGCCACUGGCUUAAAAGAUAUCUUUUUAAGAAUCAUUUUCUUUCACAAUGAAGUAAUUUACAGAUCAUAGAGCACAUUUGAGAGCAUCCGGCCCCCAAGAAAAAAAGAAAAAAUAAUAGAUGAAUAUAAUGAUAAUCUUCAGAAUUCCUUUCCUACUUCAUUUUGAUUAUUAUCUUUUGGAAUGGUUCAUUUCGGUAACUGUAAUGCCUACCGGCACAAGUAAAUUUGUGUAGAAGAAAUUCAAUGGAAUCUUCUGAUUUUUCAUGAUGUGUUAGUAUCUUGGAUAUCGCACCUAUAAUGAUCAAGACAAUUCUCUUAAAAACUCUUUGUAACC